Molecule: messenger RNA, 1044 nt
Organism: Sclerotinia trifoliorum
Lineage: Eukaryota; Fungi; Ascomycota; Leotiomycetes; Helotiales; Sclerotiniaceae
Source: the annotation of a GenBank genome assembly
UUAUUGAUUCAUCUAUCUAUCUAAGAUCUUACAUCAAACUUUAAGAGUAUUUGAAGAAGCGCGAAAACAAACACGAAUACGGACACAAACGCAGAAACGCAGAACAGAACGCAGAAGGCAAAAACAAAAAGAAAAGUAAAAAUGCCUAUCAAUGAUAAAUCAGGUGUUUCGGGUGGUGUUACUUGGGUUACUAGUACUGUUGGGUGUGUUUAUAUUUUAUAUGUAUUUUGUUUUAUGAAGUUUUGUAUCUUCUCCAUCUGCUCUCUCUUGUCCUUCCUAUAGCAAUUUUCCUACUAGAGGGUGGUCUCUUCAUCAUUCUAUUCGAUUCCUAUAGUACCUAUCUCUCUUGUUCUGUUUUAUUUUGUAUCUUCUAAUAAGUUCUCAUGAUUUCGAUAUCGAUAUCGAUAUCGAUAUCUUUUUUGGCAUUGUUCAUAUUAUGAGAUACAGCAGGAUAAGACAAAAUCUAACAAUAAAACAGCAACGGCAUCUCAGGCCUCACAAAUACAGUAGGUGGUGUAGUUGGAGCCGUAGGACGCGGCUUAGGAGAGACGGUUAAUGGGGUUACGGGGAAUGCUGGUUUGUUUUUCUCCUUUCUUUUUCUUGUUGGAAUUCCAAAUUCCAAAUUACGACUUAUAUGUGUAAGAUAAAGGAGAUGAUCAUUAGCUGAUAUUAAAUUGAAAAUAGGUAAACCAGUAGGCGAUGGGAUUAAAGAUGUUGGAGAGGGGAUCGAGGGUGGUGCGGCGAGGGUAGCGAAGGGGGUUAAGAAUGCGGGGGAGGGUCAGCAUGGACCUUUGAGAUAGGGGUUUUUUUCUUGGAGGGAAGUAGAGUGGAUGUGAUGGGUGAUGGGUGAUGGGGGAGGGGGAGGAAAGUAAAUGAGGACAAUGAAUAGGUAUGAGCUCGAGAUGAAUGUCGGAUGAUUAGCCUAGGAAGGGAUUAGAGAAUUUGAUAUGAUAUGAUACCACAAUUUUUCGUUGAAGAGAUAUACGCAGGAAAACACACGAGAUAUUUAUAUGGGGGAAGAGAAAUACUAUACUCGUUCGAUAU